Molecule: messenger RNA, 6852 nt
Organism: Biomphalaria glabrata
Lineage: Eukaryota; Metazoa; Mollusca; Gastropoda; Planorbidae
Product: gamma-aminobutyric acid receptor subunit beta
Exons: 10
Coding region: 753-2282 (509 amino acids)
Biological process (GO): monoatomic ion transmembrane transport; chemical synaptic transmission; signal transduction
Cellular component (GO): membrane; GABA-A receptor complex; synapse
Molecular function (GO): GABA-A receptor activity; neurotransmitter receptor activity; extracellular ligand-gated monoatomic ion channel activity
Source: RefSeq, a predicted model, not a curated record
UUGAGUUUUAUACGUGUGCUCCUCUUGUGUCUUCAGCUUCGGGUGUCCUUCAUGUACUCUCGCCCCAGUGCCAGCGCAUCGGCUGUGUAUGGGGGGCAGUUCUUUAAGACAUCCCACGAACAACAUUGUGUAACAGAUUCGUAGGACAUAAUCCAUUUCGAACAUAUUUCAGCUGGUCUAGUUUCGGGUGUUGAUAUAAAUCUGUAUCAUUUUGGCCAAAAUUUCUGUACGGACUUUCGCUACUUAAGAUCCCAAUGCCAUAUCGUCAUUCAAUAGUAUUUGUUUCAAAUAAAAUUUAGAACAAUUGCUAGUUUAUUGCUAAAUCUGGAUUAUGUGUACAUGCGUGAAAUAGCCGGUGCUGUGUUCCACCAUGUUCAUGUUUUUUGUUCAAAGUUUCCAUAAAAUUUCACGGUGUUACGUAGAUAACGUUGAAGUAACGUCUGUAUUAUAUAAGAUAAGAAGAUAGAUAAGAAAUGUUAGAUAGAUUGAAGUGUUAAAUAGAUUAAAGAGUUAUUUAUAUUGAAGAGCUAGAUAGAUUGAAGAAUGCUCAAUUAGGAAGAAUAUCGACUUAACAGGAAGAAAAAACAAACACGAGAAGAUGGAGAGAAAGCGGCAAUGAAGGAAUACAAUCUUUGAAGGGAUUCUGGAAGAUUGACGCAAUGUGUAUGUGGUUCAUUUCUCUCUGGAUUAUUCGAUGUGUGACGUUCUAGUGUGUAGUGUGUCCGUGAGUUCGUGAUUUGGAUAGUCUCGCUAUGCGUAGGACACACUACCUCGUCCCUUCACGGAACAUGGGCGCGGCACUACUGUGCUGUUAUAUGUGUCUGAGUGUGCUGCAAGUCAUUCUCCCUAUUGGACGGUGUCAGCAGACGACGGAUCACUUCACGAACGUGAGCGAUACAAUAGAUAGUUUACUCAAAGGCUAUGAUAUUCGGCUUAGACCCAGCUUUGGUGGUGCGCCUUUGAAGAUAGGAAUUGAGAUUAUCUUGGCCAGUUUUGACAGUAUCUCUGAAGUGGACAUGGACUACACCAUCACGAUGUACUUGAACCAGUACUGGCAGGACGAGAGGCUGCAGUUCAUCUACAACGACUCCCUGGACCUCGGGGAGAACAGGUCCGUCGACACCAUGACCCUGACGGGGGCGUUCGCGGAGAAGAUCUGGGUGCCGGACACCUUCUUGGCCAACGACAAAAACUCUUUCCUGCACGACAUCACAGAGAAAAACAAGAUGGUGCGUCUCUAUGGUAACGGAUCUUUGGUUUAUGGAAUGAGAUUCACAACAACCUUAGCCUGCAUGAUGGAUUUACACAACUAUCCACUCGACCACCAAGCCUGUACAGUCGAGAUAGAAAGUUACGGCUACACCAUGGACGACAUAGUCCUGUACUGGCUCAACAACCGCAACGCUGUGUCCGGGGUCGAGGACGUCUCGCUGCCGCAGUUCUCCAUCACAAACUACCAGACGAUCGACAAGGUGGAAGGACUACUUACAGGCAACUACCAGAGGUUAUCUUUGAUAUUUCAACUCCAACGAAACAUCGGCUACUUCAUCUUUCAGACAUAUCUACCCUCUAUACUGAUUGUUAUGUUAUCGUGGGUGUCCUUUUGGAUCAACCACGAGGCCACGUCAGCGAGGGUAGCAUUAGGGAUUACCACUGUACUGACCAUGACAACCAUCAGCAAUGGUGUCCGGUCAUCUCUGCCUCGUAUCUCCUACGUCAAGGCCAUUGACAUCUACCUGGUCAUGUGCUUCGUCUUCGUCUUCGCUGCCCUCCUGGAGUACGCCGCGGUCAACUACACAUACUGGGGCGCCAGGGCGAAGAGAAAAGCCAAACGGCUGCGAGAGAGGGCGACCAGCGUCAGGAAAAGGGUGGAGGAGUGUGACCCCAUGAAUAACACCAACAUGGAGUCUGUGGAACUGAAGGAAGUUCACAUGGGGUCAGGCAUCACCAAUAGCCAAAGCUUUAACCUUGAACUGGAUGACGGCGCUGCGGAUACAGCGGGAUUUAGAGUGGCCCCGUCAGUACCAAGGUCAUUCACGCAUUCGCACACAGCACCACACGGCUUCAUGCCCAGCACUGUCGUCCGCCGACGAAGUAGCGCCCACGUACCUCCGCGAAGGCGACGUCUGCUGUCGCACUUCCGGCAGAAGGCCAAGUCUAUCAAGGUGAAGAUCCCGCGGGUGCAAGACGUGAACACGAUAGACAAGUACGCUCGUCUAGUGUUUCCCCUCCUGUUUGUCAUCUUCAACACAAGCUAUUGGUCAGUUUACCUGCUGACGUAACCAAAGACGAAAAUUACGCCAUCUUUUCCAGAAUAUUUGAAUCCAAAAAAUAGAUAUUCUUCAUUUUGCAAUCUCGGCAUCUGUCCAAUGAUGGCUAGAUAACUUCAAUAGGAGUUAAGACAACUUCUUGACCAAAGAAUUGCCCUUACUUUAAAUGCAGGCUACUUUUAAUGCAACUCCAGAAUGUUCAACGAGGAAGUGAUAUUCUGCUUCUCAACGUCAUGGCUUCCAUUCAAGUGUUUAAAUAGACAUUUGUUUAAUCUUAUAUAACAAAAAAAAAUUUGCGAAAUACGGUACUUUACAAGGGAGGUAAACAAUGCUUAUCAGAGAUGAUGCAUUUUUUCUACAUUAAUGUAUGAUAUUAGAGGUAAAUUCAUCUUUGGAAGAAAAGCUGAAGCCAUUACAGUUAAAUACCGAAGUCCUAGAAUCAAAGUUGCGGUAUCAUUCCGUUACAUCCCUAUAUACAUCGGGUUUGAAGUUGGCAAGUCCCGAGCCACAACUGCUAACUGAACUUGCUGUCAACUGUUUACUGCCAAAUUGUAACAAUGCACAGGCCUUUCACAUUUAAGCAAUGAGUUGACAUUAUUUAGGGGGCUGAUAUGGCGAUUCGCUCACAAAGUUUAUGGGGAACUAAAUUUCUUGACAUCAAAGUUCGGACUAAGAGUAUCCGAGGGUAAAGCAAUAGCGUGAUGGAGACGGGGAGGAUCCCAGAUCACCUGGAUUGUAACGCUAGUAGGAUUUACAGACAUUAGGAAGACAACGUCAGAGAAUUUAAGAGAAUGCACACUGACUAACGCGAUGCGCAAUGUACUAAGUCAACCUAUGUACAUCUAGAGCUGUAUGUAAGUUAUAAAAAAAAUAUAGUUUUGAUUAUUACGAAAAUGGUGAUUCAGGCUUCAUCAACGUUGGCGGGUAUUGUUUAAAAGUCAAAAGAAACCUACUUGAUGUAUGUUCCAAAAUAUAUUUGGUCGUGCAGCUCCAGUGUUAUCUGGCAUAUUGUUUUCUAUGUCCUUCAAGACUUACUAUAGCCCUUCGAAUCGGCUGGUGAUAUAAUACUCACUUAUUUGUGUAGCCAGCCAAUGACUAUCAAGGCAAGGAUGACUUCAAUCGAAAGUGAGACUAAUUAUGGAUUCAUGGUUGCCUGAUUCUUUGAAUCCUUUGUACUGUCCCACAUCAAAGGGAACUUCUUAGUAGAUGGUGAGUUGUUGUUGUUGUUUGUUUUUUUUAUAAUUUGAAAAGUGAUAACAACAAUCUAAAAAUAAACCAAUGUGUGUAUAUGCAAACUUUUUCCUGUUGGCAAGCGACUUCCUAGAUGCUGCACACACAAAUGAUCUUGAGAACAAAAAGAGUUACACCAUAAAAGUUUCUAAUUCGCCUGUGUAUUGAUGACUUAUAUUCUGUGCUGAAUAUUAAUUCUAUUAUCGUCGUAUUAAUUAUCCCAAUGUUUAAAUUUAUGCUUAGUCAAUUCGUAAUUCCAGUUUAGAAUGUAGACUUCAUCUUGUUUCAAUAAACAUUAAUUAUUUUUUUUUUAGGUCUGGAUGUCUUAACCAUACUUUUGUAUAAAAUAUAUGACUUUAUUUUUAUUUUUUUUUUAAUUUUUGUUAAAUCCUGAAUUGCCAAAUAAUUAAUCAACAUUGGUUUAUUGAUUUUCUAAGAACAAAUUAUGUUUUGAAAAAAAAAAUAAAACAUGUUAAUAUAAGAUUUCCUGCUGUCCUAUGGUAUGGCUGCCAGGUCGUGUGGUAUGCGCUUGGACGAUGCUCUCGAGUUCAAAUCUAGCCCGCUGCCAUCAGUCCUACAGGAGGGUCCUGUCCUCUUCAUAAUACUCUUCAUGCCUGAAUGAACUUCAGAUACUUAUAAAACAAUUUUCAAGCUAGAACGGAUGCACCGGAAGGAAAUAUUUCAGCGUCUAUUAUAUAGUUCAGGGGUGGUAUUAAAGAUGAUAAGAGAAGUAAGAAAUGGAAACGAUGCAAUCUCUGCAAGCUAGAGAGAGAGGUUUAAAAAAAAUUGGUAGCUAGAUUGUUUUUAAAUCUUGAACCGAUACACCCGUCACACUCUAGCACUUGAUGUCUGUUAAAACUUCAAGUUUAAAAGCAAGAAUAUUUUUGUUAGACCCACGAAAUUAUCUAUAUCAUAUUCUUUUCUAUGUUUAUAUUUUAAAUCUUUUUUGUUUUGGUUAACAUAUGAGAUCCGAUCGAGAUUUUGUGUUUCUUAGUUGUCUGCUACUGUCUUCUGCUCUGAUACAUUUCUAUUGCUAUUAACUCCAACUACUGAUAGAUAACAUUUAGAACUACAUUCGCUUUGUUAUGUAACUUUAUGUAAUGUUCAUAAUGUUUUGUCAUAAUGUGGUUUUUAUUUGUGCCAAAAGCGCUACAAUGACUUUUUUUAUGUAUGUAAAAAUUCUACAGAGCACAUUAAAGACAUAAACAGACCAACUGUAUUGUUUGUGUUUUCAUAUUUCAAAAACUUAUUAUGCUCUUGAUUGUUAAUUUCUGUAUGCUGGCACUAGCAAACGUAUCGGUCUAUUUCUUUGUUAAAUGAUUUGUCUGUGUAUUUCUAAUUUAAUGAUAGAACCAGUGGCGUCACUAGUGUGUGCUGGGGGGGGGGGGGGGGGGUUACACCCAAGUGAACAAAAUGCACUUUUGCAAAAGCAGACAACUUUUUAAAAAAUAAUGUAUUGAUAAAUACUGAAAUAUUCUAAUUCACGUUUAUUAGUAUUCUUUAGAUCUAUAAAUAGUCUUUUUUUUUGUUUGGUACUAUUUAAUUAAAUGUUUUAAAAAUGGUCAAUGAUAUGUGCAUAGAAUGUGAAUAUUUACUUUUAUAAAAUAAAAUUGCACGUUGCGUAUAUUACAUUAUUACAUUAUUCUUGACAUAAUACAAUUCAAAUAUAAAUGUUCAAAAAUGUUACCUCGCUGUUAUUUGAUCACAUUGCUGUUUAUAUUAGAUAUUUAAUUACUUCUCUACCAUGUUUUAAGAAUAACAGAAUGGUUCACUUAAAAAAAAGACAAAGAAAAAGACUAAACGGGUCUUCAAUAGUGCUUUUAGUUUUUGAUAUGUGAAGAUGAUUAACGGACGGACUGAGAGACGGAUUGACUUCACAAAAUUAAUAUUGAAAUGGAUAAUAAAAAUUAAUAUUAUUAUUAUUACUAUUAUUAUCUCUUUUGGGGAUCGCUAGAACGCGCAAAAUUGUACUGAGUUGUUUUGUUGUGUGUAUAUGUAUUUUAGAAUAGAUAUAUAUAGAUAAGUAUACUUAGUUCUUUUUAUUAUUGUUUAUGGUUUGAUUGAAUGAUAUAUCUAUGUGUGAUAUAGUGUAUUAUUGUAUUUUUAUAGCAUGUUUUAUAGAACAUUUAUUUUCCCUUAUCCUUCACUGCGUUUAAGAAAAACUUGAAGACCUACUUUUCAUAACGCACGUUCAUUUAUUGUCAAGCUGUUCUAUGUCAUCUUCUCACAGCGCCUUGAGCCUAAGUUAUUUUUAUUUAUAGCUCUAUGGUCAUUCAAUUAUUCAUUGUUAACAACCAAAUACUGUGGAGCGAUGGCUGAGCGGUAAAGCUUUCGAACCGAGGGAUCCCGGGUUCGAAUCCUGUGAAUUUUUAAUUUCGGGAUCUUUAGUCUAAUGGGUACCUGACAUUAGUUGGGGAAAAGUAAAGGCGGUUGGUCGUUGUGCUGGCCACAUGACACCACAGAAACAGCUGCCUUAGAGAUAGAUCACAAGGUAUGAAAGUGGCACUUUAAAAAUCAUAUACAAACAUGUUCGAAAAUGUUCCACUGGACAUUCCGGCAUUAAGAAAACAACGGAAUGAUAAACAAUGUAUGAUAUCGUUUGAAGAAUUUCUUUGGGUUUUUUUUUUCCUUUUUUUUUUAUGUGUAAUGGUUUGGAAAUCCAAUGAAACGAAAUUGUAUUUGUUAUGUUUUAUUUUGUUCAUGUUACUUAAUUACUAUGAGGCUAUUAGAUGAACUAGGGUUUGGUUUCUUUACAUUGUUGUUUACAGUGAACAAAAAAAAAUUUUUUUUGGGGGGGAUGUAAGUAUUUCCUGACACCAAUGUUAACUACGGUUUCAAAACUCAUGACGCUUCUCUAAGUAGGUAAAGCGUUUUCAUGAAUAUCAGAGCAGACGUCAUCUACUUCAUUUACCUGUUCAAGGUGUGUCCAUCCGAGACCAAUCGUUACAGAAGGACUGAACACUGACCUGCGACGUCGCAGGCUAGGGGCAGUUUAGACCAAUGGCUCGUUGCCACGUCGCAGGUCGUAACGUCGGAUCUGUGACGUGGCAACGAGUUAUAGAUCUAAACUGACCACAGGUUGCGACGUCGCAGGUCAGUGUUCAGGCAUCCCAUCAUUACUUUGCGUCAUACUUGGCGUUCUCCACACUCGACCGAAACUGUACUAAUGAUCAUCCAUUAUUGAUUAAGUUUCGCUAAUAAUAAAAUUAUGUAACUGUAUUAUGGUUUGUCUUUUUUAAAUUUCCAUUUAUUGAUAAUUAUUAUUAUCAUUUCAUUUUUCGGUGAUUUUGUAAAUAAAAUAACAUGAACUUCCACGUGUCUCUCUGAAUAAAUGAAUUUUUUUUCUAACUUU